UUUACGACCAGAGUCAAUCCGAAAAUAAAACUUACAAUAGACGCCGAUCGUAGUGAACCGAUCGAAAAACAUUCCGCAUAAAGACGAGAAAUGAUAUUCUCAACAGGGUUGCUAGUUGCCUACAUGGCCGUCAGUAUUUCGGGUCAACUAUCAACCGAUAUUAGUUUUUUGGAAUCAGUCGCAGAUGUACUAAUCUCUGUUGUUGGUACGGUGAACUCGUUUAAUGGGCCCGCAUCCAUCUCUCACGCUCCAACAUCACCCGCAAGUAAUAAACGAGCAACGCAGGCAAAUGUGAGGUACUACAACAACUAUGCGCAAGCAUCAUACUGUUCAAAUCAAUUGAAAACGUUAGGUUGCCUGCCUUGUAUGGGCUUUAAAAAGGACAUUAACACUAACAAUGGAGUUGCGGUCUUCAAAAAUAUCCUAUUCAAUACGUUGGCAUUUGUAACGGUGUCAGACUCGCGAAAAGAAAUCGCUGUCACAUUUCGUGGCACUAUUGUGGAUCUUAGGAACUACCUACUGGAUGCAGCUUUCUUUAAUGUUGGCUUUGGCAACAUAAAAUUUCAUUUCGGCUUUUAUGUAGCGACAAUGUCCCUGUAUAACAAUGUAAUCCAAGCUAUCGGAUAUCAACUUCAACAACACCCAACUUACAAGUUGGUGAUCAUUGGUCACAGCCUUGGCGGAGCUAUGGCGAGAUUAACCGCGUUCUUCAUCAAAAUAAAUUACCAGUUUCCAGGUGCUACGAUCGAAUUGUACACCUACGGUGAACCAAGGGUUGGAAACAAAGCGUUCGCCGACUACUGCAACAGCUGGAAUAUUUUAUCAGCCAGAUGCGUUAACAAGAAUGACGUCGUUCCACAUGUUCCACCGACAAGUCUUCUGGGAACUGACCUCCUCUAUAAUUUCUAUGUUCAUCCACAACUGGAGGUCUGGAUCCAGAGUGACAGGAUUACCAAUUGCAAUGACAAAUUCUAUGAAGACCCAGCGUGUUCGGACAUCUCUGACCCAUCAUAUACAAUCGAUGAUCAUAUAAAUUACUUCAAUGUGACGAGCACUGUUUGUGGCGAAGUUGUGAUGCCAGCAUUUCUACCAAUGAUUCCUCCUGCACUGCCAACGAAAAUUGUGAACUUUGCAGGUGGUGCCAUCCGCUUUCAAUAAGGUUGAUUUUUUUAAUCACCCGUUCAAAAAUCGGAUGCCUUCACUGCAUGCCAUUCAUAGUUUUCCUUUGAGUUUGUUAAGCCACAAACUUACAUUAAAAU
Bradysia coprophila is the source of this 1259-nucleotide messenger RNA. RefSeq lists its product as uncharacterized. Lineage: Eukaryota; Metazoa; Arthropoda; Insecta; Diptera; Sciaridae. The record is from RefSeq and is a predicted model, not a curated record. Gene Ontology annotation, biological process: lipid metabolic process.